AUUGUUUUUUCAAUUUUAUGUUAGUAUUCAACUAAAAGGAUGGUCGCGCAAUAUUUUGUAUUGCUAAUUUUGCGGUUUCAAUAAAAAUAAGACAUUUAAAUAAUAAACAAGUUUAACAAUAAAUAAUUUUAGUAAAAAAUAAUAAAAUUUUGAUGAAAUAAAAAACGGCCGCAUUACAAAAUGUAUUCAUUGAAGGGAAAAGCUUGGUGCACAAUUCGUGCCGCAAUAGAUAUACUCGAAGAACCCGUGCGACAAAUGAAUAAAUGAAAUCCACACCUUAUGUUUCACCAGCACAUGCUCCACUAGCAUCGAUGCCAUUGCCUGCUGCAACAUCUUUUACAACAUCAUUGCCUAUAACAAUAUCACCAUCUUCUCUGUCAUCAACAGUAGCUCCAACAGCAUCCGAGAUGGAAUCCGAUGUAUCUUCGUUGUUAACAUCAUGGGCAUCACUUUCAAUGAAUUCAUCUACAUUACCAAAAAAUCGUCGAAAGAUAAAGCGACGUCCAGAAAAAAUUCAAAACGGUGUAAAGAACUUCGUAUCAUCGUUGGUUAAUACCUUAAAAGAAGAUAUACUUCAUCUCUUCUUCAAAAGUAAAGCAAUUACCGUUAGGAAAUACAAUUUGACCAUAAAGAAAUUUACAAAGGAAAUCUACGAUAUGGAAAAAAUAUAUUUACUAUAUAACUUUAUAGGCUACUGGCAAUGGCAACAUAUUAUAGUAUGUAAGAGUGCUAACAAUAAGUUUCAGGUUUUAGGUGUUAUUAUUUCUUUAUUAUUUUUACAUAUUUCUCCACUCUGAUGAGUCUAGAUAGUUCCCAGACGAAACGCGUAAAUGAAAACUUUUAGAGGACUGGACUUACGACUUUUUGAAUAUCUAUCGAUAUUGUAGCUUCUCAUACAAAGAAACACGGACGUACGGAGACUGGUAUAUAUUCUUAUUUAUUUAUUUUUUGUGAUAUUUAAUUUGCGGAUGAGGGUAGAGUAUGCCAUCAAAUAUUUCUGUAGAGUUAAGUUUAUACCCUUUUUGUAUAUGACUGUGACUAUACUUCAUCGUGUCCGGAUAUUGUCAUUAGGCAAUACACUGAGGGCAUGGGUCGAUAAUUUCUAUUUUUUGUCAAUAUUAAAUUCAGUAUAUGCAAUGUAAUUAUUAAAAUAACAUGUAAAGAAUUACUUUAUUGUGCUUUAUGAUUUUUUCACAAAUUAAAGCGCAAAAUAAAAAUUUAUUAAACCUU
Molecule: messenger RNA, 1230 nt
Organism: Teleopsis dalmanni
Lineage: Eukaryota; Metazoa; Arthropoda; Insecta; Diptera; Diopsidae
Exons: 2
Coding region: 264-797 (177 amino acids)
Source: RefSeq, a predicted model, not a curated record